GCAUCCGAAGCACGCCUCUACACCUUCUCCCCCGAAACCAAAACCGCACUGCGCAAGUUCCGUCUAGGGACUUCGAGGGCAAAGGACCCGCAAGCCACUCUAGAAAUCUCAAAAGCCGACGAUGAAGUCUACACCGACCUGAGCCUGCUGGGCGAGGAGCUGCCCGACCACUCGCCCAGAUUCAUCUUGCUCAGUUAUCCCCUGACAAUGGUAUGUUGUGCUUGGCCUUCAACUUCUCUUCUCCUUCAUCUACAAACAAUUAGAGAUGGCGAGUGUUUUGCUGACAUCGACACACAAACAGNNGCAUCCGGUCGCCUAUCCGUCCCCUACGUCAUGCUAUACUACCUCCCCGUCACCUGCAACAGCGAGCUCAAGAUGGUCUAUGCCGGCGCAAAGGAAUUGAUGCGCAACCAGGCAGAAGUCGGUCGCAUCAUCGAGAUCGACAGCGUCGAAGAGCUAGAAGAGAUUGAGGACCAACUCAGAGGUGAAGAGUAG
This is a messenger RNA of Aureobasidium uvarum, 495 nucleotides long. Lineage: Eukaryota; Fungi; Ascomycota; Dothideomycetes; Dothideales; Saccotheciaceae. The record is from the annotation of a GenBank genome assembly.